GGCAGCGCCCGCCCCGCCCCCGCCUGCUGCCGUUGCUCCGUUCGCGGACAUGGUGGUGCCGGUGCUGGUGCUGCUGCCCGCCCUCCUCGCCGGGCUCCUCUCGUGUCCCGGCGCCGUUGCCAGCGUCCCGCCUGCCUGCCACAAGUAUGGCGUGCCCGGAUGUCCAAGGGACUACAAUCCAGUUUGUGGGACCGACGGAGAAACCUACUCAAACGAGUGUGUGCUCUGCCUUUCAAACAGUGAAAAUAAAAACGAUGUCCAAAUUUUCAAGAUGGGAAGAUGCUGAUAUGGCAGAGGGGACACACAGUCCAAAUGGAAACAAUGCCUUAAAUGUACCUUCUAUAUAGCCUGCCUUAAUAAGCUUGCCUGUUAAAAUGAAGUAGUUACUCUAUUAA
This is a messenger RNA of Grus americana (Whooping crane), 395 nucleotides long. RefSeq names its product serine peptidase inhibitor Kazal type 2 (gene SPINK2). Bases 50 to 286 code for a protein of 78 amino acids. Gene Ontology annotation, molecular function: serine-type endopeptidase inhibitor activity; protein binding. NCBI's taxonomy places the organism in Eukaryota, Metazoa, Chordata, Aves, Gruiformes, Gruidae. The record is from RefSeq and is a predicted model, not a curated record. The transcript is spliced from 4 exons.